Molecule: messenger RNA, 1742 nt
Organism: Cheilinus undulatus (humphead wrasse)
Lineage: Eukaryota; Metazoa; Chordata; Actinopteri; Labriformes; Labridae
Gene: sdr39u1
Product: short chain dehydrogenase/reductase family 39U, member 1
Exons: 6
Coding region: 120-1031 (303 amino acids)
Source: RefSeq, a predicted model, not a curated record
GCGCCAUUGGUCCAAAUAUGAUGUGAGCGACUUACUGGCAUCCCCUCAGACGCUUGAAACGUUUUUACCUUCAGCCAAGUCACGGACUGACUUCUUCACAGGAGUGUUAUCGAGUCAACAUGAGAGUUCUUAUAGGAGGUGGGUCUGGCUUUGUGGGUCGUGAACUGACUCGCCUUCUCAGAUCAAAAGGUCAUGAGGUUACCAUUAUAUCUCGCCAGCCUGGUCCAGGAAAAAUAACAUGGGGUGAGUUGGAGUCAAAAGGCCUCCCACCAUGUGAGGGCGCUGUCAACUUGGCUGGAGAGAAUCUGAUGAACCCGCUACGAUGGUGGAACGAAAGCUAUAAAAAGGAUCUGUUCUCCAGUCGUAUUGACACAACUAAAACUCUGGCACAAGCUAUCGCUGCUUCCCCCACUCCUCCUCAUUCCUGGGUGCUGGUAUCAGGAGUAGCUUGUUAUCAGCCCAGUCAGACAGCAGAGUACACAGAGGACAGUGAAUGGACACCGUUUGACCUCCUCUCCAGACUUGUGAAAGAGUGGGAGGCCUCUGCACUUCUUCCUGAGAGUGUGGCAAAAACCACCAAACAAGUCGUCAUCAGACCUGGGGCAGUACUGGGUCGUGAUGGAGGUGCCAUGAAGCAGAUGUGGCUUCCCUUCUGGCUCGGCCUCGGGGGCACUCUGGGUUCAGGAAGACAGCCAUUUCCGUGGAUCCACGUCGCCGACCUGGCAGGAAUCAUCGCUCACGCCCUGGAGCCCCCUGCCGACACGCCGCCAACACCUUCACAACAGGUGUUCAACGGAGUCGCACCUGCUCUGAACACCAACUACGAGUUCACUAAAGAGCUGGGCCGCGUCAUGAGGAGGCCCACCAUUUUCCCUGUACCUGGUUUUGUUAUGAACACUCUGAUGGGCUCUGAGAGGGCGAUCGUUCUCACGCAGGGUCAGAAAGUCAUACCGCAGAGGACUCAAGAGGCUGGAUAUCAGUACAAAUACCCGGACUUGACCUCAGCACUGAAAGAGAUUGUAGGCAGUUAACAAGAGAAGAAAAUGAGCUGAGAUUUUGGAAGUUCUGUGCUGAUAUUUACUGUUUUAUGGAAAUUAAAGCAUUAAAUCCAAGGGUGGAGAGAGAUUCAGGAUCAUAGAUGAUUGUUAUGCUUAACCAGUUUAUGGACCUUUUUUUUCUUCAGAGAGCCUGAUUAUAUUAAGAACUAAAGCUUCUGUGAGGAGCUUUUAAAGUCUGAUAAAAAAAAAUCAAUAAAAUUAAUAGAAAUGCCUCUUUAUAACCCACAAAAGAAGACAUGAGUAUCAUCACCAAGAUUGACUUUUUCUUUAAAGUAAUUUGUAAUGUUGGUAACCAUUUCAACAAGGUAGGCAUUGCAUGAGAAAAAUUUAAGCAUGCUGAAGAAAAGCCUUUAAUCUAUAUUCUUAAGAAAAUUAAAAUUAGUGAUAUAUUUAACCAUUAGAGGAAUGGAGGUUCAGAUCUUUUUUGUCAGAAAUCACCACCUAUACGUGCACAGGGAAAGAUUAACAAAGGUUUGUCCACAGGGGGCGCCAGAAUGAACACAAACCUGAAGUUCCUCACAGGAGCUUUAAAAUAGAUCAGAAAAUCAACAUUAUCAUCAGACUUUAUUUUGUGGGUGAAUUUUUCAAGAUUGCUUUUUAAUGUUAAGAGUUGUUUCAGAAGACUUUCCAAAAUAGAGAUCUUCUUGUGCCAAAUUACUUGAAUAAACUUUGAAGUUCCUUUCA